AUGCUGACCUCCCAGCCUGCUCCCUACGCUCAGGCGUUCCCAAUGGCCCCCCAGCAGUCCGCCAUGUCCGCCUCCUACGCAAACCUGCCGCUCCAGAAGCCCGCCAACGGAGUCGCGUCCAGGGAGAACCUCUUCACCAGCCCGACCGAGUCUGAGUUCUCCGAGGGUGCAGACCAGCUCGAUCCCAUCAGGUCGUGGGACGAGAAGAAGGUCGGCGAGUGGCUGCAUAGCAUACGGUGUGGACAGUAUGAACCCGUCUUCAAAGCAAACCACUUCACGGGGGACAAUCUCCUCGACUGUGACCAGAAGAUACUGCAGGAGAUGGGCAUCAAAAAGGUCGGAGACAGAGUACGCAUCUACGUGGCAGUCAAACAGCUGCGCAACCGCACCCUGUCGUACCGCAAAAAGAGAAACAGGGACUCGCUGGCUGCCCUGGACUCGGCACGGUACACUCCGCCAUCCUCAGAGUCGUCUCGCCCGUCAAAUCCACGAUACCACCCCUCCGGUCGACAGUGGUCACGCAAUGAGCCUUCUUCUCACAGCUACGGUGCAAAGCCGUCGUCUCGGCCUACUUCUCCCCUGACCGAGGCAGACCGCCAGAUCCGAUCCUUCCGGUACAAUGGGGCCAGCCCGAUGGAGUCCAUUCGCCGUGAGCAGGGCCCCAAUUACUUCAGCUACUCUCACUCAAACUCCAGCACCUCACGGCACACAACUUCCUCCAACGACCCCUCACAGGCACCCAGGACGGUGGCCCAUGUCAGGCAGAAUCCCAGCAACGAUGGGCUGACCAUAAGCUCCCUACCGAGCCACUCGCCCGUCAUCAGAGUGAUACAUACGGGUGGACAGACCAAGGCACUCAACAUAAAACAGUGCAAGACUGCAGAUGAUAUAAUGGUCUGCGUUCUCAAGAAACUUCUCCUUCCCGAGAGCCAUUAUAAGAAUUACUGUUUCUACGUUCUGGACGGGCUGGAUCCCAAUCCGGCAAACUGCAGGCGGAUAUCCGACAUUGAGCUCUUGCAGAUAUGCGAUGGCUCCAACAGGUCUGAACGCGGCCGGCUCAUCUUGAGGAAUAUACAUGCCGGCGAGCCAGACCUGGAUGAACUCGAACUCGCCGCGCGACUGGCCACGGACGAGAGCCAGGUUGCUCACAUGAACGCCAUGAAUACGACCAACUUGAGGAACCAGAUCAAACUACAGAAACUGACGGGAGAGUCCUGGGACCAUCUGCGGCAGCCCAUGUCGCCCAUUACGGCCACCGAUCGUUCUCGAGAUGACCAUCGUAGACUGCCACAUACGCCAUCUGACACUACAGAUCGCGACCAGGGCACAAAACUACGUUCAUUCUUCGGUGCCCGUCCUCCAAGCGAGAUGAUCAUCCAUGAAUUGACCUCUUACUUCCCAAGUCACCAGAAGGAGGACAUUGAAAAGACCAUGCGUCUGUCUGUGCGAAGGUCGCAGCGCAUGAGUCGGGCCGCAAGUCGGCUGUCUGUCAUGAGCGGCGUCAGUCUGGCAUCAAGUAUGAAGGAUGCUCCGCCAAUUCCCAGCAUCGCAGACGCAUGGCUGUCUGCGGGCGCGGCAUCCAACCCUCCCUCGCGAGCUGGUGGUGGGCGACCCUUAUCUGUAUCCAGGUUCAACCUGCCCCAGGCUUCGUUCCGAGACUCGAUUGCUUCCUCGGCUCUGGAGCCAUUGCAAGAAGAGUCGCCAAUCCAGGAUAAUCGCAAGUCCUACGUCUCGUUUGAUGAAAGCUCCGAUCACCCGAUCAUUGAAGAGCCAGAACGACAGACCUUCCUGGACGAGACGCUGAGCGUCACCGCGACCGAUGGCGGCGGAUCGAUGAACGAGCGCCUGAGCAUGAUUGUAGCAGAGGACGGCGACGAGGUAGACGAUGGACUAGCUGAUUUCCUUGCUGGUAACAACUUCGGCAACAAGAACUGGAUGAAGGGAUCCUUGAUCGGUGAAGGCUCCUUUGGCAGCGUCUUCCUUGCUCUGCACUCCGUCACUGGUGAACUCAUGGCCGUCAAACAAGUCGAGCUUCCAUCUGCUACAAAGGGCACCGAAUUCGACCAAAAGAAGAACCUCAUGGUCACCGCCCUCAAGCACGAAAUUGGUCUCCUACAGGGCCUACAGCAUGAAAAUAUCGUACAAUACCUAGGCACCUCGACAGACGACCAGUACCUGAACAUUUUCCUCGAGUACGUUCCUGGAGGCUCCAUCGCAACAAUGCUAAAACAAUAUAACACCUUCCAAGAACCGCUCAUCAGGAAUUUUGUCCGUCAAAUCCUAGCGGGCCUCGAAUACCUACAUUCCCGCGACAUUAUACAUCGCGACAUCAAGGGCGCUAACGUCCUAGUCGAUAACAAAGGAGGCAUUAAAAUUUCUGAUUUCGGUAUCUCUAAGCGCGUCGAGGCAUCCACCAUGCUCGGAUCCGGCGCAAAGGGUCCAUCAAACCAUCUCCACCGUCCCUCCUUGCAAGGAAGCGUGUACUGGAUGGCUCCCGAAGUCGUGCGUCAAACAGCCCAUACCAAAAAGGCAGACAUCUGGAGUCUAGGCUGUCUCGUCGUCGAGAUGUUUAUCGGCGUCCACCCGUUCCCAGACUGCAGUCAGCUACAAGCCAUUUUUGCCAUCGGCAAUAACCAAGCAAGACCACCUCCGCCUGAAAAUGCGAGCAAAGAAGCCAUGGCCUUCUUAGACAUGACGUUUGAAAUCGAUCACGAGAAACGUCCUAGCGCAGAUGAGUUGUUGACCAACCCGUUCCUAGAAACGAUUGCUUGA
Molecule: messenger RNA, 2772 nt
Organism: Arthroderma uncinatum
Lineage: Eukaryota; Fungi; Ascomycota; Eurotiomycetes; Onygenales; Arthrodermataceae
Product: MAP kinase kinase kinase Ste11/SteC
Exons: 4
Coding region: 1-2772 (923 amino acids)
Biological process (GO): protein phosphorylation
Molecular function (GO): protein binding; protein kinase activity; ATP binding
Source: RefSeq, a predicted model, not a curated record